GAGUUACGAAACCUAACGGCUACCUCGAUCUUCUUAGAAAACACCGAACACGCUCUCUCUCUCUCUCUCUCUCUCUCUGAUUGGAUCCUCUUUCAAUUCUCCGAUUACUCCGAUCGUCAUGGCUUCGUCAGGAGCAGAAUGCGAUCGGUCUAAACCCGGGAUGGCCUCUAACUCGUGUGGAAGAGUUCGGAUCAUAGCGAAGAUUAGGUCUUUAACGGAUCUUGAGCCUGGGACUCCUAGUGGGGUUUCCGCUCCGUGGAUCUCCGUUCAGAAGCCCAACGGCGAGUCAUCUGACAGAGUCACAAUCUCCUUCGCUGACCAAUCAAACAGUCGUAAAGAGUCCUGCGAAAUUGAUUAUUGCUAUGAUGAAGAUGAGGACAAUAGUGUUAUUUACUCAAGAGAGGUAAAGCAUCUGAUUUCAGGGGUCUUUAAUGGUAGCAAUGCUACAGUAAUUGCAUAUGGAGCCAGAGGCGGUGGGAAAACAUACACAAUUCAGGGUUCUGAUGAAAAUUCAGGUUUGGCAACAAUGGCCAUGAAUGAAAUUCUAUCGAUGGCUGAGAAGGAUGAGAGAUCAGUGUCAAUAUCUUCUUAUGAGAUUUAUCAAGACCAUGUUUAUGAUACCUUGGAUCCAAAAAAGCCAGAGGUUUUAAUAUUGGAAAAUGGCCGAGGCAAGAUCCAACUUAAAGGGCUCUCUCAGGUUCCUGUGAAAUCCAUUUCAGAAUUUCAGAAAUUAUAUUGUAGUGGGAGUAGUUCACAGAAACCAGCUCAAAAGAUUCCAACAGCUGAAGUCCCCCAUAGGAGCCACAAAGGCUUAAUGGUGCAUGUCUCAUCCUGUUAUGAAAAUUUGAAUGCUCAACUUGUGGGCAAGAUGAAUUUUGUUGACUUAGCAGGUUACGAAGAUGUUAGAAGGAAGAGUAAUGAUGAUCAUCGUCUCGUUGAGAGUACUAGAAUCAACAAAUCCAUAUAUGCUUUACAUAAUGUUGCUCAUGCUUUAAAUGCCAAUGAAAGCCAUGUGCCCUAUCGAGAAAGUAAAAUAACUCGGAUGUUGCAAGAUACCCUAGGAGGGACAAACCAGAUUUUGAUGGUUGCUUGCUUGAAUCCACAUUUUUGCCAAGACACCACCAACAUGAUAAAGCUGGGUUCUCGGUCUUGUCAAGGCAUCCAUCGGAUUCAUACCGAUUCCACCAUAAAGAGGGUCCAUAGCGACUCCACCACAAAGAAAACUAAAACUCCGACAGUUUCCACAUUAUUUUCUACAUCUAAGAAUGGAAAACCGUUGAAUGUUUCCAAUACUUUGAAGAAACAAAUGAGCUCUCAAGUGCAAUUUUCUGAAAAGAAAACAAAGGGCACAGCUUUUGCAAUUAAAGGAAGGAAAUUGUUUGGUGAAUCAAAGCAUGCGACUGUUCCUGAAAAGGCAAAUUCCUCAUCUAACAUUGCUCCAGCUACCGAGCCUUUACAUCAACAAGAGGGAAAGCCGGCUACAGAUGUUUCAAGAGCAAUAGUAUCUGCGGGAGAGGAAAGUGCGCUAUCUAAUGUUCACAAGGAGUCAGAGUCUAUUUCUACAGUGGAAAUGGAAAGUGCGCUAUCUAAUGUUCACAAGGAGUCAGAGUCUAUUUCUACGGUGGAAAUGCAAACAUUCACACCAGCUGCUCCCAACGCUUUGGAACCUUCUGUACAAAUCAAGGAUACUUCUCUGCCCAGUGAGCACAAUUGUCUUGAAGUUACUGCUACUUUAAGUAACGAAGCAGAAAAAAUUAGUUUUCUUGAAGAAGGUCAUAACAUAGAGAAGGAGAACAUGAGUUCAGUGAUUAAUGAAGGUUCACCACCGAUUAGUACAAGAUUACGGGAGUUGUCAAACAACCUGAAAUCACUUUAUUCUUCGACCUCAUUGUGUAUGAAGCUGCCGCAAAAGAACGAGUCUUUAUCCAAUGCUAAAUUCACUACUGAUAUUGUUGAACCAAGAACUCCCAUCCUUGAACAGAAUCCGAGAUUCAAUGAUGAGAAGGAACUUGCAAAUACAAAAAGUCCUUGGGAAGCAUUUAAUGCACGCAGUUCAGGGAUGAAGACAUCACUGGUUCAAGGUUAUCUCAAGUUUCUGAACACUGCUAGCAAGGAAGAGUUGAAGGGAUUAAAGGGGAUUGGAGAGAAGAGGGCUACCUACAUUCUUGAGCUUCGAGAAGACUCACCCGAACCCUUCAAGGAUCUUGAUGAUUUAAAAGACAUUGGCCUGUCAGCAAAGCAGAUUAAGGGAAUGAUGAAGAAUGUAGCUGGGGAUCUUUUCACUUAAACUGCAUCAGCAUCAAGCAACAUUGAUGCAGUUCAAGUGAUGUGACAAUGUCAUAUUUGGGUUAAUCCUUGCUUUACUGCAAGCAAGAAGAAAUUUAGGUCAAGCAAGAAGAGAGAAAAUGCUUGUUGCCUUUCUGUUUUAUGCAAUCCAGGCUUCAAUCUAUUUGUUUGGCCACUACUUUUCUUGAGAUCUAUUUUCUUCUUGAAAGAAUCAUGAAAGCAUUUCUUAUUGGCUUGUAAAGAACAGUGAAAAACCCGAGCGCCAAAUGCUCAAACUUUUAAUAAAACAUGUGUUUUUGAUUUUCU
This is a messenger RNA of Malania oleifera, 2592 nucleotides long. RefSeq names its product kinesin-like protein KIN-10C. Lineage: Eukaryota; Viridiplantae; Streptophyta; Magnoliopsida; Santalales; Ximeniaceae. The transcript is spliced from 19 exons. Gene Ontology annotation, molecular function: microtubule binding; ATP binding; microtubule motor activity. Bases 119 to 2287 code for a protein of 722 amino acids. Gene Ontology annotation, biological process: microtubule-based movement; mitotic spindle organization. The record is from RefSeq and is a predicted model, not a curated record.